Messenger RNA from Adineta steineri, 747 nucleotides. The record is from the annotation of a GenBank genome assembly. Lineage: Eukaryota; Metazoa; Rotifera; Eurotatoria; Adinetida; Adinetidae.
AUGUACACUAGAAAACAAAAAGAUAUUCUAGCUACAUAUGAAGCAUUUAUUCGGGGUGAAAUUGCUCAUAAACCCUAUUCUUAUAAAGAACUUGAACAAUUUGUACGAAAUAAUGCGGAUAUAAAUGCUGUUGAUUAUUAUAUCAAUUCAACACAUCAUAAUGCAACAUCAGGUCCUUUGCAGGCACAUUUAUUAUUCCAUUCGUCAAAACUUAAUGAACAAAAAGCUAAUUUAAUUAAAUCAGCAAGUUCAAAUAGAAGUUUAAAAUCAUUCAAUGAUAGUCUUAGUGUACGAGGAUAUUUUCCCGAAAAAUUACUUGCACAUUCGAGAUCUUCAUCAAAAGAAAAAGAACUUGAUAAUAAUCAACAAAAUUAUUCUAAACAACGUUCAAUGCAUAUUGAUCAUGGAGAAAAAAAAUAUCAUGUUACAUUUUUAAAAGAUCCAAAUACUUCUGUGAAAUCAUCAAAACAUAAAACAAAGAAUCAUAAUGUACAUAAUAAAAAUAUUGAAUCAUUAUUUAAAAGAGAAGCUAUAUUAGAAUCUAAUCUUUCAACUAAAUCCAAUACUUCAAAUAUACAUCGACAAAAAUUUCCACCACUUUCUCUAUCGGCUUUGAAAGAGUAUCGACCAACUAUGACGCCAAGAUCUUCAACGAUACCAACAACACCUCAUAUUCAAAAACAAAAACCGAAGCGAAAAACUGAUUUUAUAUGGGAACAAACAAUUGUUUCACAAAAACAUAAAUGA